AAAAUAAUUAAAUUAUAUAAAAAUAAACUAAACUCUUCUGGAUGGAAUGAUGAAAUAAAGUGCAUGAUUCUGAGUAGAUAGCAAACGGAAUAUUUAAAUAAUUUACUAACGACGAUCUCAAGAUGAAAUACAAGAUAAUAAUAAGCUAAACGUAGAAGAAAUAUUUUUAAAAAUUAUGAAACAAAGUUUAGGUAAAUAAUAUAUCUAUCCUUUUGAUUAUCUCACAGUCAUCAUUUUUAGAUAAAGUACCAGAUAAUAUAAAAGUUGAAUUAAAUAACUUAUUUUACAAUAAACAAUAAUGUUCAUCUUAACAGAAUUGAAGGAUACGAUAGCAGUUAAACCAUCAAAUUUGAACAAAGAUUUAUUAGAUAGCAUAGUUGAUAGUAUAAAUUAUAAAUAUUCCAACAAAAUUAUUCAGGACCUCGGUUUGGCUCUUUGCUUACACUCUUUAUUAGAUUCCUCUGAAGGUUUCAUACAGCACUCAAACGGAAACGUUUAUUAUAAAUGUAAAUUUAAUUUAAUCAUUUUUAGACCUUUCGUGGGAGAAAUUCUAAUAGCGAAAGUAAAGUCUACUUCCGAAGAAGGUAUUACAGCAUCAGUUGGUUUCUUUGACGACAUUUUUAUACCAAUCUACAAUCUACCUCCAAUCACCCAAUAUGAUAAGGCUGAAUCUACUUUCUUCUGGUUAGCAAAUUGGGAAGAAGAUAGCGACCCAUUCACCUCAUCACCGGAACAAAGAGCUUACAUAGAUAUUGGUGAAAAUAUACGUAUUAGAAUUGAAGCUGAACAUUUUGAAAAUGUAUACCCCAAACCAAAGAAAGUUGCCAUAGAAGAAUCUGAACAGGAUAUUAUACCAACUGCUUAUAGGUUGACCGCUUCUAUAGACGGUCAAGGUUUGGGUGUCGUCAGCUGGUGGGAAGAGGUAGAAGAGGAAGAGGAAGAAGAAGAAGAUGCACAGAUGGAAGAAUAACUAGUUUACUUGUACUAAUUUUAUUUAUUUUGACUAGAAUUGACAUGUGACUGACACCUUCAA
Molecule: messenger RNA, 1033 nt
Organism: Wallemia mellicola CBS 633.66
Lineage: Eukaryota; Fungi; Basidiomycota; Wallemiomycetes; Wallemiales; Wallemiaceae
Exons: 1
Coding region: 299-970 (223 amino acids)
Biological process (GO): DNA-templated transcription; transcription initiation at RNA polymerase III promoter
Cellular component (GO): RNA polymerase III complex
Source: RefSeq, a predicted model, not a curated record